Molecule: messenger RNA, 400 nt
Organism: Hyaloscypha bicolor E
Lineage: Eukaryota; Fungi; Ascomycota; Leotiomycetes; Helotiales; Hyaloscyphaceae
Exons: 1
Coding region: 81-236 (51 amino acids)
Source: RefSeq, a predicted model, not a curated record
CCAGCGUAAUGCCCUGAGCAGCAGCAAAAUCAAAACAUCCACCACUCGUAACUAUCGCAUAUUUGUUGCAGUUGGCUGGGAUGCCGGAUUGUGUUGGCCCGGGCGGAGUAACUGAUGUUUUUCUUGUUGUGGGGGUUAUUUUAGAGGAUGUGGAAGUUGUUUUGCUGGUUGUUGUGAUUGGUUUGGACGUGGUUGAGGUUGUUGAGGAGAUUGUGGUGGGUGCUUUGACGCAGUAGGCGUCGCCGGCGAUGAGGGAUGCGCAUGUAGCUAGGGAAGAAAAUAAAUCAGCACGAAAAAGUUGCAGAAUUCAGAAGGGAUGCAACCCGGAACAAGAAUGGCGUCUCAACAAGGCAACAGGGGGUCUUACUUCCAACAGCGGGAUUCCAAGCAUAAAACUGUG